UCUUUCUUUCUUCCUUCCUCUGUCUGUGUCUCAUUGCAGCCAUAAUGAACUGCAAGCUAUGGGUCAUAGAUGGUCAGGCGUUCCAGUCCAUUAUGCUGACGAGUGGCCUUCUAAGAAUCUCUCAGUCGCUGGAUCUCUUGCGCAGCGAGUCUUUCUUCAGGUCAUUACCAGAGGAUGCUCUGGUGAAGGUGUCUGACGCCCUGGAGGAGUGUCAAUACAGCGACGGUGAUUACAUCAUCCGCCAUGGCUGCCCGGGAGACUCUUUCUUCAUCGUGAGCCAAGGCCAGGUGAAGGUGACGGAGAGGAAGUCUGUCAGCGAUGAACCGAUAUGCCUGUCCACGCUGAGCAGAGGAGACUGGUUUGGAGAGAGAGCCCAGCGAGGGGAGGAAUCAAGGAUUGUAAGCGUCAUGGCAGCUGGGGAUGUGACAUGCUUAGUGAUAGAGAGAGAGUCUUUCAGGAAACUAAUGGAUAGUUUGGAAGAUGACAACAAAAUUGGACGUGACAACAAAGAGAACAAAGCAAAGUCAGAGGAGGAUGUGCCUUUCCCGUCUGAUGUCUCCCUGAGUGACUUCCAGGUGAUCUGCUGCCUUGGACAGGGCCAGUUCAGCACUGUGGAGCUGGUGCAUUUCAAAGGUGACUUACGUUGCCCAUACACUUUGAAGAUCAUCCAGAAACAUGCAGUGCUGAGCUCUGGCCAGCAGGGGCGCCUUCAGACUGAGAGACGCAUCAUGAUGGAAGUCAACUGCCCUUUCAUAGUCAGGUUGUACCAGACCUUUAGAGAUGCAGACUGUCUGUACAUGUUACUGGAGGCUUGUUUGGGUGGUGACCUCUGGACCUUACUGAGAGACAGGUACUCACAUUUAUUUUAUUAUUGUUAUUAUUAUUAGAAAGCAUAUAUUAAUAAUAUUGAGAAAAAAAGAAAGUGUAUUUGGUUGUCUAAUGUUGAGGCUUACUCAGUAUAGUUACAUGUAUAUUGCCAGAAGAGAUAUUGUAUAAAAAAUUAUCAUUUAAAACAACAAUUAGGGUGAUUGGUUUAAAGGCGGUUGCCAACUCGUGAUUGAAACAAUAUUAAUAAAAUACAAAUAAUUGGUGUAUUUGGAAUUUGGUCUGUUUAUUUUACUACGUUGUUCAUCUGUUAAAUAAAAACCCUGGCCUGUAAUGACUAAUAGCCAGGAUCUUUUUCUGUAUUAAUGUGGGUGAUAAGAAUUAAUUCGAUCUGGUUUUUUUUUUGUCUGUGCUGACAUGCGGAAAGUCUAAUUAUUUCAUUGCACUGCUUGUUCCCAACUCAGAUUCAGUCCAUUAGAUUCUCAUUAGUUCUACCACCGGUGUCACCGCAGUUACCAGAUCCAGUUGGAAUCCAGUUAACUCCUGGGAGAACUUUCAUCUCUGGUUCUGGGUGUUUCAGGGGACAUUUGAUGGACGCCUCUGCACAUUCUACACUGCCUGUGUGGCAGAAGCUCUCUCUUACCUGCACAGCCGUGACAUUGUCCACAGAGACCUGAGACCCGAGAACGUACAUCUGGACCAGUAUGGCUACGCAAAACUGGUACCCGUAUAAAGUUAAGGACGUAAAGGGACAAACAACCAAUGCUUUUCAUUUGCCGAGUUAGAAAAUAGGCUGGCCGAGAUGGAAAUAGAAAUUUCACAGUGCACGUAGCAGUGCAAAUCAGAAAUGGCAUGGGUAAAGCAAAUAUGUAUUGAGUAUAAGCAUUGCAAUCAUGUCUGUGUUGCCUUUGAUCAGUACCUCAUUAAGGGUAUUUUAAGAGAUAACGUUCGCCACUAGACUUCAUCAUGGUAGGAGAUCACCCACCCUCUUCCAUAUGCAGUUGCACAUGCAAAGUAAUUUGAUCUCUUAGAAGUUUCUUUUUUUGUUGAUACAGCCAGUUUGUUGACAUUUUUUUGUUGCUGUUUACAGAGCUUUAGAAUGUCCAUGGUGUGAUUUUUCACAGAGCAUCUACUUUUGUGAGCUCUAAAUAUUGAG
Messenger RNA from Clupea harengus (Atlantic herring), 1981 nucleotides. RefSeq names its product cGMP-dependent protein kinase 1-like (gene prkg1l). Gene Ontology annotation, biological process: protein phosphorylation. The record is from RefSeq and is a predicted model, not a curated record. The transcript is spliced from 9 exons. Bases 45 to 887 code for a protein of 280 amino acids. Lineage: Eukaryota; Metazoa; Chordata; Actinopteri; Clupeiformes; Clupeidae. Gene Ontology annotation, molecular function: ATP binding; cGMP-dependent protein kinase activity; protein tyrosine kinase activity.